AUGAACCUCACAACACGCCUAUCAGAUGCUCGACAAUGGCUUGAUAAGAAUUUGACCUAUGAUCAAGACCAAGACGUGAACACAUUCGAGACCACAAUACGUAUGCUCGGGGGCCUGCUGUCCGCUCAUUACCUAUCCACUCAGUUUCCAGAUGCUUCCUCCGGGCGAGACUCCGUUUAUCUGUCUAAAGCAGUCGACUUAGCAGAUCGACUGCUCGCAGCAUAUGACUCGGGGUCGGGGAUCCCUUAUGCCAGCGUCAACCUAGCAAAACGAGAAGGGAUCCGCUCGCAUGCUGAUGGCGGUGCUUCAUCUACUGCUGAGGCAGCCACUGUGCAGUUGGAGAUGAAGUACCUAUCCCAUCUAACAGGAGACAAUGUGUAUUGGCGCAAAGCUGAAAAGGUGAUGGAGGCACUCGAUAGCCACGGUGUGAAGGGUGGUCUUGUCCCCAUAUUUGUGCAUCCGGAUACUGGGAGGUUCCGACAUAAAACUAUCCGGCUCGGAAGUCGUGGCGAUUCGUACUAUGAAUACUUGGUCAAGCAAUACCUGCAGACUAACGAAUCCAUCUACGGGGAGAUGUGGGAAGAGGCGCUGACCGGGAUCCAGAAGCAUCUUCUUACGUCCACCAAGCAUUCCAACCUCCAAUACAUAGCAGAGCUUCCAAGCGGCAUUGGUGGUCGUCUUUCCCCGAAGAUGGACCAUCUCGUUUGUUUUCUCCCAGGAACCAUUGCAAUUGGUGCUACGGAAGGGUUAACUGAAGCCGAGGCCCGCAGAACUGAACACUGGAAUGCUCAAAAAGAGGAGCAGAUGCGUCUCGCAAGGGAGCUAACGAAGACAUGCUGGGCGCAAUAUGCAGUCACAGAGACGGGGCUAGCACCGGAAAUUGUAUGGUUCGAGACAGAAGAUUCCGACCUUGAGCCAUCUUCAAAAUCAAAUGCGCCUCGACCCUCAAGCAGAGACGACUUAAACUCCUGGAUUAAGGAUAUCAACAUCAGACUAAUAGAUGCCGAUAACUUGCAACGUCCAGAGACUGUGGAAAGCCUCUUCUUAAUGUACCGUGUUACGAAAGACCCGAUAUAUCGACAAUGGGGAUGGGAGAUAUUCAAGGCAUUCCAAAAGCACACGCGGGUAAAGGACGGGGAGGGUUAUACAUCACUCAGUGAUGUCACGAUAGUUCCUCCGAAGAGGCGUGAUGAUAUGGAGAGCUUUUGGCUGGCGGAAACCUUGAAAUACCUCUAUCUCCCCUUCUCACCGAGUGAUUUUCUCCCAUUGACUGACGUGGUGUUCAACACCGAAGCUCAUGUGUUUCCACGCCUACGUCAGGCAGAGUACAAGACUGGUUGGGCUAGAAGACGGAGGACGUGA
Molecule: messenger RNA, 1362 nt
Organism: Aspergillus tubingensis
Lineage: Eukaryota; Fungi; Ascomycota; Eurotiomycetes; Eurotiales; Aspergillaceae
Product: glycoside hydrolase family 47 protein
Exons: 3
Coding region: 1-1362 (453 amino acids)
Biological process (GO): carbohydrate metabolic process; N-glycan processing
Cellular component (GO): membrane; endoplasmic reticulum
Molecular function (GO): mannosyl-oligosaccharide 1,2-alpha-mannosidase activity; calcium ion binding
Source: RefSeq, a predicted model, not a curated record